Xylaria bambusicola is the source of this 7572-nucleotide messenger RNA. Its product is annotated as putative polyketide synthase. The record is from RefSeq and is a predicted model, not a curated record. Gene Ontology annotation, molecular function: 3-oxoacyl-[acyl-carrier-protein] synthase activity; phosphopantetheine binding; oxidoreductase activity. Lineage: Eukaryota; Fungi; Ascomycota; Sordariomycetes; Xylariales; Xylariaceae. Gene Ontology annotation, biological process: secondary metabolite biosynthetic process; fatty acid biosynthetic process. The coding region runs from base 1 to 7572 and encodes 2523 amino acids. The transcript is spliced from 10 exons.
AUGCCUCACAACACGAACGAUGUAUCCAGCACUCAUGCUAGUCCAAAGACCGAGCCAUUGGCCAUUGUCGGCAUGGCCUGCCGGUUUUCUGGUGGGGUUACAAGCCCAGAAAAACUCUGGGAUUUUGUCUCUAAGGGAAGGAGUGGUUGGUCUAAGAUUCCCGAGGAGAGGUUUAAUCAGCAGAGCUUCUAUCACCCCAAAAGCGACAUGGCUGCUGCCUCCAAUAUUGGUGGCGGGUAUUUUCUAGAGGAGGAUGUUGGUCGCUUCGACCCUUCUUUCUUCAACUUCACGUCAGAGGUGGCUGCAGCUAUGGAUCCCCAAAUAAGGAUGCUUCUAGAGCUCACUUUUGAAUCUCUGGAAAGCGCUGGUUUGCCUCUGCAUGAGGUGGCGGGAUCGAACACAUCCGUCUACGCAGGAUCCUUUACGAAGGAUUACCAUGACCGAAUGAUUACCGACCCCCAGAGGGUGCCUCCGGCAUUCAUUGCCGCGAACUACACAGCAAUGAUAGCGAAUCGAAUCUCACAUUUCUUUGAUUUCAAAGGGCCGAGUACUGCUGUCGAUACUGGAUGCUCAUCGUCUCUAAUGGGACUCCAUCUUGCCUGCCAAAGUCUAAGAUCGCGCGAAUCAGACUGCGCCAUUGUUGGAGGCAGCUGUAUCAACCUCAACCCUGAUAUUUUUGUCGCCUUGUCAACUCUCGGCUCAUGUGGUCCGGAUGGAAUAUCCUAUGCUUUCGACCACCGAGUUCAGGGAUAUGGACGUGGUGAAGGCGUUGCGAUUCUAGUCGUUAAGAGACUAGAAGAUGCCAUAAAGAACCGAGACCCAAUUCGAGCGGUGAUCAGAGAGACGGCUGCCAAUCAGGACGGAAAGACACCUACAAUUACGUCUCCCGAUCUAGACGCCCAACGGAACUUGAUCCGCGCCUGCUAUGAAAGGGCUGGCAUACCCUUUCACGAGACAGCCCUUGUCGAAGCGCAUGGAACUGGCACAAAAGCAGGAGACCCGAUUGAGGCGACAGCGAUCGGUGCUGCUAUAAGCAAGGGCCGGCCAGAAAAUCAGCCUGUUUACUUGGGAUCAGUCAAAACGAACCUAGGACAUACAGAGGCAGCCUCGGGACUAGCGGCGAUCAUCAAAACAGCCAAGUCCCUUGAAGUUGGUCAAAUUCCGCCUAGCAUCAAUUUCGAGAAGCCCAAUCCAGAUAUUGAUUUUGAAGGGUUGAGAUUGAAGGUACCGCAAAAGCUUAUUAGCUGGCCGACCACCGGCAUUCGGCGAGCAUCCGUCAAUAAUUUCGGCUAUGGUGGUACAAACACGCACGUGAUCUUAGAAGAAGGUGGCCAGUAUUCUCGGAAGACUAAUGGAGUGAACGGUAUACACGGCGCCCUUGCUCGGAAGCUCUUCGUAUUGAGUGGACGCGAUGAAGCGGCCACUUCCAGGUUGGCCGCCAAUAUGAAUGAGUACCUUCAGAGAACUACUGAUCUCCACUGGAAUGAUUUGGCGUUUACCCUUGGCCAACGACGGUCAAAGUUCAAUUGGAGUGUAGCUGUUUCGGCCGAGUCGGUGGGAGAAUUAAUGAACACUCUCUCUGACAAGAGCUUAAAGCCGGUUCAAAUACAGGGCCGUGUGCCUCGCCUCGGUUUCGUUUUCAAUGGACAAGGUGCUCAAUGGUAUGCCAUGGGAAGGGAGCUCAUGGCCGCAUAUCCGGUGUUCCUCAGCACACUUGAGACGUGUGAUGCUACUAUCAAACAGCUUGGAGCAGCAUGGUCCAUAAUUGAGGAAUUGAAACGGGAUCAGGAGAACUCAAGAGUCAACGAGGUGAGGUAUAGCAUGCCACUUACAUGCUCGAUUCAGCUAGCCUUAGUCCAACUUCUUAGCCACUGGGGUGUCAAACCAGCAGCAGUGACAGGACACUCGACCGGAGAAGUUGCGGCAGCUUUCGCAGCCGGAGCUAUUAGCCUAGAGGAGGCUAUUGUCGUUACCUAUUUCCGCGGUAAAAUCAACGCUGAAGCAGUUGAACGCAAGACCUCAGGUGGUGCCAUGAUGGCUGUCGGGUUAGGCCCCGACGAAGUCAAACCAUAUCUUCAAGACUUGAAGCGUGGUCAAGUUCACAUCGCAUGUUUCAACAGCCCUAGUAGCGUGACGCUAUCAGGAGACGUUGAACCAAUCAAUGAACUAGAAAGGCGGUUUGGGUCCGAAGGAAUCUUUGCUAGAAAACUCAAAGUCCAAGCAGCAUUCCAUUCUCACCACAUGCUUCCCCUGCAGAAGGAAUACCGCGCAGCAUUGACCAAGUACAUGAGGAAAGAAGAGAGGACAUUUACACAAGGCGUUAAGUUUUCAUCCCCCGUUAGUGGAGAUGUACUCUAUGACGCGAAUGUGUUGGGACCAGAGCAUUGGAUCACCAACAUGAUACAACCCGUGCAAUUCACAAGUUCGUUCCGAAACAUGGUCAUUACGGAAAUGGAUGAGGCACCACGUCAGGAUGUUGAUAUUGUUGUCGAAAUUGGGCCACACUCAGCUUUAGCCGGCCCUGUCAGGCAGUGUCUCAGUGAGCCAAGCCUUAAAAGCCUCGGCAUCAUGUAUGCGUCUUGUCUUGAGAGAGAAAAGGAUGCCGUUCAAACAGCACAGUCCCUCGGCGUAGUACUUCUUCAGAAGGGAUAUGCACUCAACAUGACUCAUGUUAACUUUCCCACAGGCGACUCAAGCUGUCAACCCAUCUUCGACCUUCCCUCGUAUCCUUGGAACCAUUCUACUAGUUAUUGGAAUGAGCCAAGGACAAGUAGGGAUCAUAGAUUCCGCAAACAUCCAACUCAUGAUCUUCUUGGAAUACGGCUACCAGGAACUAGCGAUUUAUCCCCUGUUUGGAAACUAAAUCUAAAGGCUGAGAACGUGCCCUGGGUCCGUGACCAUAUAGUCCAGUCUGAUAUUGUCUACCCUGCGGCAGGCUAUAUCUGUAUGGCUAUUGAAGCGAUACGCCAGCUUAAUGAACAAGACAACAAAGUCAUAAGCGGAUAUAAGCUUCGGGACAUCGAUAUCUUGAAGGCAUUAGUUAUCCCGGAAAGUGGCCAUGGUGUUGACGUCCAGUUAUUCCUCGAGCCUGUAAGGGAAAACUCACUCGUACAGGAAUGGCGGCAGUUUCACAUCUACUCUGCCGCAUCAGCCGAGGAACCCUGGGUCGAGAAUGCACGAGGCUUGAUUGCCGUCGAGAGUUCCGAGCUAAAAGGCCUCGCUCUAAAUUCCUCUCUCGCCUUAGAUGUUUCAACCAGCAAUUACACCCGGACGAUGAAUCCUAAGACACUCUUUGAGUCACUUCACAAGGUUGGCGUCGCUCAUGGACCCCUAUUCCAGAACCUAGACAGUAUUCGUAUAGCCAGCGGCACGUCUGCGACCAAAAUGACAGUAUCUGAUAUGGCACCAACGAUGCCGUAUGGGUACCAGCAACCCCAUGUUAUUCAUCCGAUCACGCUGGACUCGAUUUUCCAAGCAUUCUACCCAGUACUGUCACCAGAGUCUCGCAAAGCGGUGGGGGCUUCAGUUCCACGCUCCAUCAAAACCCUAUACAUAUCCUCACGAAUCAAGUGUGAACCAGGAAGCACCUUAGAAGCACACAGCCAUCUUAUUAGACACGACCUUCAGGGAUUCAAUGCAGCUGCCGUAAUCUUGCAACUUGGUAACCGCGCAGAGACACCCGUGGUCGAAAUUGAAGACAUGCACUUUCAAAGCUUGGGCCGAACAACGGAUGAAGCAACACCACGCCGCCAGGAUCUCUGCGUUGUUAACGAGUGGACGAGGAACUUCUCCUUGAACGACUUAACUCCAUUCGAAGAAUCUUUAAAAAUGGAUGCUGGUGAUGACGAGGCAGAAAUAGGCAGAGACCUCGUCCGUGUAACAUACAACUUGGUGCACGAGGCACUUUCCCAGCUUACUGCCACCGACAUUGAGAACCUUGACUGGCACCACAAGCGCUUCUACGACUGGAUGCUUGUACUUGAUGAACAAGGUGCGACUAAUCAGCUAGCCCCUAAGAGCGAGCGCUGGUCCAAGACAUCCGAAGGCGUCAAACAUAUGCUCAUGGAUAAGGCUGAAAAGGCUAGCGUUAACGGAGAAUUGGCUAUUCGAAUCGGAAAGAAUCUGCUACCCAUUCUGCGCAAAGAAGUUGCUCCGCUCGAACUGAUGCUCGAAGGCCAGCUCCUGUAUAAAUAUUACCAACAACUUUUGCAUUUCACCAGAUGUGCCACGCAGGCCGCGAAAGUGGUACGCGCUAUCGCAGAGGAGAACCCAGAAAUCAGAAUUCUUGAGAUCGGCGCAGGGACAGGAGGUGCUACGCUCCCCGUAUUGGAUGCCUUAUCUGCCGAUGGGUGCCAUCGCUUCAAACAUUAUGACUUCACUGAUAUCUCGGCAGGGUUCUUCCAAUCUGCGCGAGAGCUUCUGGAGCCUUGGGGCGACAAGAUCACGUUCUCUGCGUUAGAUAUCGAGAAAGAUCUUGAACAGCAGGGUUUCGAGCUAGGAUCAUACGAUGUGAUUGUUGCUGCCCAAGUAUUACAUGCGACUAAGAACAUGACGAACACGAUGAGCAACGUUAGGAAGCUGCUCAAAGAUGGUGGAAAGCUGGUACUAGUUGAGACGACGCGAGACAGUCCAGAUGUUCAGCUUGUCUUCGGAUCAGUGCCCGGAUGGUGGCUUAGCGAGGAGCCUGAUCGGAAGCUAAGUCCCAACAUGUCCCUGGACACUUGGGAUAAGCAUUUGCGCGAAACUGGAUUCACUGGUAACGAACUCAGUGUCUGGGACUGCGAGGACCAGGAGCAUCAAGCUAUGAGCUGUAUCAUGUCCACCGCCAAGUCGGAUCAAAAGCCUGAGUUCGAAAGGAUUGUUGCGAUCGUCUACGCCGAUGAACCGCCUCCGAGCGAUUGGACCUUGUCACUUAUGGAGAAUAUCGUGCGCGAGACAGGUACAACACCUGUUCUCGCCGAUCUGGCAACCUACGACGCUACAGGGAAGAUUUGCAUCUUCCUAUCUGGACUGCAAGGCACCAUUCAGCGUUAUAGUGAGGAGAGCUUCUCUUCGAUAAAGCGCCUCGUCACUGGUUCUAAGGGGAUCCUAUGGGUCUCGAGCGGGUCGGCCGUAGACUGCGAAAUCCCUGAGAACGCAAUGCAUCUUGGUUUACUACGGACUGCCCGGCUGGAAGAUCAAAGUAAAAGAUACGUCUCGCUCGACCUUGACCCGAGCCGUAAUUCAUGGAGCCUUGAAAGUACCGAUGCCAUCAUACGUGUUUUCCAUGCUACAAUGCACAAUAACGUUGGUGUAGUUGACAUGGAAUAUGCUGAGCGAGGAACUGUACUUCUAAAUCCGAGGCUGCGUCCAGACUCUGUUGAACUUGAAGACUUGUAUGAAGGUUUGGAGGAGAAGAAGCCAGAGAUGCAACCUUUCGUUCAACCAGGUCGCGAGCUGCGCAUGCAUGUCGACGUACCGGGAUUGCUUGACAGCAUAGUCUUCAAAGAUAAUGAAAACGCCCAGCUUCCUCUCGAGGAUGGGUGGGUUGAGAUUGAGCCAAUGGCAUUUGGUCUUAACUUCCGCGACGUUAUGACGGCUAUGGGUAUGCUGAAGGAGCUGAACCAGGAGAUGGGCGUCGAGUGUGCGGGUAUUGUAACGGGUGUCGGGAACGGCGUGUCCUCGGUAAAAGUUGGUGAGCGCGUUUGCGCCCUCACGGUCCAUGGCCACUUUGCCAACCGUGUCCGAGUGCCAUGGACGUCCGCGGUGCGUAUUCCCGAGUCAAUGUCUUUCGAAACAGCAGCUUCGAUGGUCAUUGUCUUCGUCACGGCUUAUUACUCGCUUUUCUGGGCUGGCCAUGGCGAGGAGGGUGACACGGUUUUGAUACACUCAGCUGCUGGUGGUGUUGGUCAGGCCUGCAUUAUUCUAGCGCAAUGGAGAGGUCUCGAGAUCUAUGCAACAGUUGGUUCUCAAGAAAAGCGCGACUUCCUUACCAACACCUACGGCAUCCCUCCUGAGCGCAUGUUCUCGAGUCGUGACCCCUCGUUUGCGAAGGAUGUAUUGAAGGCUACCAAGAACAGGGGUGUCGACAUCAUCGUCAAUUCUCUGGCUGGUAAACUACUGGACGCAAGCUGGAACUUGCUAGCGCCUCACGGCCGUUUUGUUGAGAUUGGCAAGAGAGAUCUUCACCACAACAAAUCUCUAGAGAUGGAACCCUUCCGAAAGGCUGUGUCGUUCAUGCAUGUCGACGUGGUGCAACUUACUGACAAUAGACCCGCUAUCGUUCAGAGAAUACUGCAACAAAUAGUGAGACUGCUUGAUCAGAACAUUAUUCGGAGCAUUGCGCCUGUCAAAGCUUUCUCGCUGGCAGAGGUCGGCCGUGCGUUUCGCACAAUGCAAGCCGGUGAGCAUAUCGGCAAACUAGUUUUGGUACCAAGCGCAAAUUGCAUGGUCAAGGCGAGUCGGCCACGUGGAAUGGCUAGGCUGCAUCCUGAUGCGACGUACAUGGUUGUUGGUGGUCUCACUGGUAUUGGGGCCUCGGUCGCGAAACUGUUGGUGGACCGGAACGCUAAACAUCUCGUUUUGGUUUCGAGAAACGCUACAUCGCGACCGGGGACCGCUGCCAUGACGACUGAGCUCUCCGCUACAGGCUGUAAUGUGGUGGCUAAGGACUGCGAUGUCGGCAAUAUGGACUCUCUGAAAUCCCUAGUUGAUGAUUGCCGCAAGGCAGGUAUGCCCGCUAUCAAGGGUAUUAUCCACGGUGGUAUGGUUCUUCAGGACUCAAUUUUGGAGAGGAUGACAUGGGCUCAGUGGCAGAGCGCGUUGAAUCCAAAACUUCUCGGAACCCGAAAUAUAGACGAGUUGUUUGGAGACCAGCUGGACUUCUACAUCAUGCUGUCGUCGGGCGUUGGUGUGAUGGGUAAUCCCUCACAAGCCAAUUACGGCGCCGGUGGCUCGUACCAGGAUGCCGUCGCUCGCCACCGUGCAAGCAAAGGUCAGGCAGCCGUUGCCAUUGAUCUGGGCGUUGUCCAGUCGGUUGGAUUUGUGGCGGAAACGGCCAGUGUGGAGGAGCGGCUAUCAAAAGCCGGUCACCGGCCCCUCAGCGAGGCCGAGGUGAUGGGCCUUGUUGAGUACGGGAUUAAGAAACCGUGUCGGUCGCCUCGUACCUCCCAUGUGGCUUCCGGUUUUGUUCAAGCUACGACAGCCGACCCUCGUUUUGCUCUUCUCAAGAACGCGGCAGAGCAGACGAGCGCGGGAGCGGCUGGUGGCCGUGCCGCGGGGUCAGGCAAGGAAAUCAGACUAAGCGAACAGAUCGCGCAGGCAAAGACUGCAGACGAAGCUACAGCAGCCGUUCAGCAAGCAGUCGUCACGAAGAUCUCCGACAUGUUCGUGAUUCAGGAGAGCGAGAUUAACCCUUGCCUUCCCUUGAGCGAGUACGGAGUAGACUCAUUGGUUGCUGUUGAGUUGCGCAAUUGGCUUGUGCCGAAUGCGCGCAUUGAGAUGAGCAUAUUCGACUUGCUAGGGAGCCCAUCGUUGGCAGAGUUGGCGAAGAGCGUCGUGAAACGAAGCAAAGUGCUGUUCACCACCAUUUAA